This is a messenger RNA of Mandrillus leucophaeus (drill), 1660 nucleotides long. It is a transcript of the gene NSUN5, whose product is annotated as NOP2/Sun domain family, member 5. The transcript is spliced from 10 exons. Lineage: Eukaryota; Metazoa; Chordata; Mammalia; Primates; Cercopithecidae. The coding region runs from base 72 to 1472 and encodes 466 amino acids. Gene Ontology annotation, molecular function: methyltransferase activity. The record is from RefSeq and is a predicted model, not a curated record. Gene Ontology annotation, cellular component: nucleolus. Gene Ontology annotation, biological process: rRNA base methylation.
UGACCCCGGAAGUUCGGGCGUGCGCAGAGCCGGGUGCGCUUUGCGACAGAGCCGUAAAGGCGCGCGGGAACAUGGGGCUGUACGCUGUUGCGGCAGGCGUGCUGGCAGGCGUGGAGAACCGCCAGGGCUCCAUCAAGGGGCUGGUGUACUCCAGCAACUUCCAGAACGUGAAGCAGCUGUACGCGCUGGUGUGCGAAACGCAGCGCUACUCCGCCGUGCUGGAUGCCGUAAUCGCCAGCGCCGGCCUCCUCCGUGCGGAGAAGAAGCUGCGGCCGCACCUGGCCAAGGUGCUAGUGUAUGAGUUGUUGUUGGGAAAGGGCUUUCGAGGUGGUGGGGGCCGAUGGAAGGCUCUAUUGGGCCGGCACCAGGCGAGGCUUAAGGCUGAGUUGGCUCGGCUUAAGGUUCAUCGGGGUGUGAGCCGGAAUGAGGACCUGUUGGAAGUGGGAUCCAGGCCUGGUCCAGUCUCCCAGCUGCCUCGAUUUGUGCGUGUGAAUACUCUCAAGACCUGCUCCGAUGAUGUAGUUGAUUAUUUCAAGAGACAAGGUUUCUCCUAUCAGGGUCGGGCUUCCAGCCUCGACGACUUACGAGCCCUCAAGGGGAAGCAUUUUCUCCUGGACCCCUUGAUGCCGGAGCUGCUGGUAUUUCCCGCCCAGACAGAUCUGCAUGAACACCCACUGUACCGGGCCGGACACCUCAUUCUGCAGGACAGGGCAAGCUGUCUCCCAGCCAUGCUGCUGAACCCUCCGCCAGGCUCCCAUGUCAUUGAUGCCUGUGCCGCCCCAGGCAAUAAGACCAGUCACUUGGCUGCUUUUCUGAAGAACCAAGGGAAGAUCUUUGCCUUUGACCUGGAUGCCAAGCGGCUGGCAUCAAUGGCCACGCUGCUGGCCCGGGCUGGCAUCUCCUGCUGUGAGCUGGCUGAGGAGGACUUCCUGGCGGUCUCCCCCUCAGACCCACGCUACCGUGAGGUCCACUAUAUCCUGCUGGAUCCUUCCUGCAGUGGCUCAGGUAUGCCGAGCAGACAGCUGGAGGAGCCCGGGGCAGGCACACCUAGCCCGGCGCGUCUGCAUGCCCUGGCGGGGUUCCAGCAGCGAGCCCUGUGCCACGCGCUCACUUUCCCUUCCCUGAAGCGGCUCGUCUACUCCACGUGCUCCCUCUGCCAGGAGGAGAAUGAAGACGUGGUGCGAGAUGCACUGCAGCAGAACCCUGGUGCCUUCAGGCUAGCUCCUGCCCUGCCUGCCUGGCCCCACCGAGGCCUGAGCACGUUCCCUGGUGCCGAGCACUGCCUCCGGGCCUCCCCUGAGACCACGCUCAGCGGUGGCUUCUUCAUAGCCGUAAUUGAACGGGUCGAGGCACCGAGUUCAGCCUCACAGGCCAAAGCAUCAGCACCAGAAUGCACACCCAGCCCAGCCCCAAAGAGAAAGAAGAGACAGCAAAAAGCCGGAGCCGGUGCUUGCACGCCACCUUGCACAUAGCAGCGGCUUCGGGCUGACUCCUUCCUGGUAGGAAAGGAAGACGCCUGUCCUCUCCGUGGAGGACCCUGGGCCCUCACCGCAUGCAGCAAUUUGGGUUUUGAAAGGUUUUUGGGUCCUUUCCUUGGGCUGUGUUCUUGCUGGUGAGAAAAGUGCCUGCAGAAAUAAAAUAAAAUGCAGAACGUACUCUA